AUGUCAGUAACAGAGUUUCCACCACUUCUUUCACAAGAUGAUUGUCAGAAAUAUAAAGUUCCAUUGAAAUGGAGAGAUAGAUGUGCUGCUUAUUUUGCUCUUUAUCAAACCUGUAUUAUUAGACAAUCGGCCAAUUCAUCGGUGAGUUGUAAACAUGAUAAACAUGCAUGGGAAGAAUGUGAAAAUUUGGAUUUGAUUAGAAGAAAACAAGAAUUAAAAGAAGCAAGUCAAUAA
Candida dubliniensis CD36 is the source of this 234-nucleotide messenger RNA. RefSeq lists its product as uncharacterized. The transcript has 2 exons. Lineage: Eukaryota; Fungi; Ascomycota; Pichiomycetes; Serinales; Debaryomycetaceae. The coding region runs from base 1 to 234 and encodes 77 amino acids. Gene Ontology annotation, cellular component: mitochondrion. The record is from RefSeq and is a predicted model, not a curated record.